AUGGCGGCCGCCGGGCUCCUCUCGUGGGGGUCCCUGCAGCUGGGGCCCAGGACGCUGCGUCCCUUCUCGAUCGCGGCGGCCCCGGCCUCGCGCCUGCCGAGAGCGAGCCAGCGUGAGGCUGUGCCGCGUAAGUCUGCGCGCCGCCUUUUAAAAAGCAGAUCUUUGCCUCCUCGGACGGAGAAAAUGGCUGUUGACCAAGACUGGCCUAGUGUCUACCCUGUUGCAGCGCCGUUUAAACCCUCCGCUGUGCCUCUUCCUCUUCGGAUGGGUUAUCCAGUAAAAAGAGGAGUACCCAUGGCAAAGGAAGGAAAUCUAGAGCUUUUAAAGAAGGGCGCCCACAUCACCCUCGUCUGCAUCAGGCUUGUAGGGAAGCUGGAGUCCACGAGGCCUGAUGUGUUUGACCUAAAUUUCUGCACUGAGUGGCCAGCGGCACUAGACAGUGAUGAGAAAUGUGAGAAGCAUUUUCCUAUUGAAAUUGACACAGCUGAUUAUGUUUCAUCGGGACCGUCUGUUCGAAACCCCAAAGCACGAGUAGUGACCUUAAGGGUAUAUCUAAGUAACAUAAAUGAGGAUGUCCACUCUCCAAAGCCCGUAGUGAAAGCGAUUGGGAUAUGUUGGAUAUUUUGCAAAUAACUAUCUGUAUUGAAUUUUGACUCCCCCUCUUUCUCUGUCUUAAAUAGGUGCCCUUUAAAGCGACAGAAUUAUGAUUAUGCAAUGUAUCUGCUAACGGUUUUAUACCAUGAAUCUUGGAAAACUGAAGAGUGGGAGAAAAGUAAGACUGAAGCAGACAUGGAGGAGUACAUAUGGGAAAACAGCCCCUCAGAAAGAAAUGUCCUGGAAACUCUAAUCCAAAUCAAAGCUGCCGAGAGGAGCACGGAGGUGAACAAAGAAGCGCUCCUUGGGAGUCAAGAAGUUGAAGAUUACAAAAAGGCUGUUGUCAGUCUCAAGAAUGAGGGGGAAUCUGAAAAUGCCAUUUCUCAGUACAAGGAAUCAGUGAAGAGACUAUUGAAUUUGGCCUGAAGUU
Echinops telfairi (small Madagascar hedgehog) is the source of this 1024-nucleotide messenger RNA. It is a transcript of the gene MRPS35, whose product is annotated as mitochondrial ribosomal protein S35. Gene Ontology annotation, molecular function: structural constituent of ribosome. NCBI's taxonomy places the organism in Eukaryota, Metazoa, Chordata, Mammalia, Afrosoricida, Tenrecidae. Gene Ontology annotation, biological process: mitochondrial translation. The transcript has 10 exons. The record is from RefSeq and is a predicted model, not a curated record. Gene Ontology annotation, cellular component: mitochondrial small ribosomal subunit.